AUGCAUCGUGGUCAAGUUAGUCUCGCCAAGCCGGCGACGUCCGCGGACGUCAUCCGACCUCACGGAUCCGGACCACUUUUACCGGGUGUGAAAAAUUCCACUUCGGUGAUGAAGAGUGGGGGGCGAACCCCCCAGGCGCCGCCUACUUGUUUGACGGUUAUAUAGGCUCCAAGAAAGGCGCAGCCGACUCGCGCCGGUUUUCGCGUCGCGCCUCGGCCGCGGUGGUUUUCAAUCGCUUUUUCUUUGAAACGGCCUUGAAAAAAACAUGUUAAGGUCCAAAAAUCGACGAGCAACUGAAUUUUUCAAUUUUAACGGGAAGUUUUCCACUUUUUCCGAGGGAAAUUCUUGAAAUUUCCAUUUUUCGUGAAUUUUCUUCAUUCAAAAGCUAAUAAUUGGUCAAUAAAACUAAUUCGAAAUCAAAAAAAUCAUAUUAAGAUUUUUUUGAAUUCGUGAAAAACCAUUAUCUGUUGUUUUUUUAAAAAUAACUUUUAUGUUCCCACAUUCUUUCAAAUUUCAAAUUUCCAAAAAUUUAAUUGUCCUUCCGCAAAUCACCCAACAUAUUUGCCGAUAUCGCAGCGGGCCGCAGGCGAUAUAGCCAAGGCUUCUUGCUGCGAUAUCGUCAAAGUCUCGCUGCCAUAUCGCUCUCUUUCAAAAAUUUUAAAUUAAAAAAAAAUUUUUUUGCUUUAUUUUUGACUUUUAUGAUGAAAUGGAUCAAAUUCAAGAAAAAACAUUUUUGAAGAAAAAUUUUUCAGAGAGCGAUAUAGCGCAAGACGUUUGCGAGGUCGCAGCGAGAGGCGAGCGAUAUCGCUCGCGCACUAAGAAUAACUGACGAGAUAAAAGGCGAGUCGGUGGCGGUACAUUGACGAGCUCGCAAACAUCUCGCUUUUUUCAAGGCGCGAUCUCGCAUUUCUCUCGGCGCGACCUCGCAUUUUUCUGGGCGCCAUCUCGCAUUUAUCUCGCACUUCGAAAAUUUUCAAAUUGCGAGAGAAAUGCGAGCUCGCGCCCAGAAAAAUGCGAGACCGGCGCGAGAAAAAAAGCGAGAUGUUUGCGAGCUCGUCAAUGUACCGCCAGUGUCUCGCGUUUAUCUCGGCAGUUAUUCUUAGUGCGGCUCCCCCGCAGUAUAGUAUUACUCUCUCUGCGAUAUAGUCCACAAUAUUGGGUGAUUGCAUAUUGAUUAAUAAUUCUGACAUGAGUUGAAAAAAAUGAUAAAAAAAUCACUAAAAAAAUUUUUUUAAUUGAAGUCGAAAUUUCUGGUUCAAAAAUCGAGCUGAAUUUCAAUUUGAAAAAAAUUUAUUUCUAAUAAAAAAAUUGAAAAAUUCGGAAGUGAGACUUUAUUGAUUCAAACUUCUAUAAAAUUUUUUUCAAAAAAAUCGGGAAAUUCUGAUAUUCCAAUAGAAAAUCUAAUAGAAAACGGAAAGCAACUAAAAAAAUUCAUAUCGAUCGCAAAAAAACCUCAUUAAAUAAUCGAUAAAAAAAUCACAAAAAAACUCUAUAGAUUAGUCAAAAAUCCAGAAUAAUAUUCAACUCGAUUCAAAAAUUCGGAAAACAGUCAAUUUUUCAAUUGGUUUCGUUUCUGUGAGCGAAAUCAUAGAAAAACGUUCUACAUUCAUUAAAGCCGAGACAAAGCAUCGAAAAAAAUAUCAAUCAGCGCGAGCCGCGGCGAGUCGGCUGCAUCUCUUUGGAGGACUAUAUAAUUUGUAAAAUCAACGUCAACUUUCGGGGGCUUGCCCCCAACAACCCGCUCCCCAAGCAACACACAAUUUCCAUCGGAUACUGGUCCGAAUCCGCAUCCGUUGCGUAG
Molecule: messenger RNA, 1801 nt
Organism: Caenorhabditis auriculariae
Lineage: Eukaryota; Metazoa; Nematoda; Chromadorea; Rhabditida; Rhabditidae
Source: the annotation of a GenBank genome assembly